Telopea speciosissima is the source of this 2178-nucleotide messenger RNA. RefSeq names its product oligopeptide transporter 1-like. The transcript has 6 exons. Bases 87 to 2126 code for a protein of 679 amino acids. NCBI's taxonomy places the organism in Eukaryota, Viridiplantae, Streptophyta, Magnoliopsida, Proteales, Proteaceae. Gene Ontology annotation, biological process: transmembrane transport. The record is from RefSeq and is a predicted model, not a curated record. Gene Ontology annotation, molecular function: oligopeptide transmembrane transporter activity.
UCUAUGUAGUAUUUGUAGUAGAAGAGGUGAACGAUUGUCCAAUAGAGGAAGUCCGGCUAACAGUUCCAAUCACCGAUGACCCGACGAUGCCGGCACUGACAUUCCGAACAUGGGUAUUGGGUAUUUGCUCAUGCGUUAUGCUUUCUUUCAUAAACCAAUUCUUCUCGUUCCGUCAGAACCCAGUGAGCAUCGGAACCAUUUCAGUCCAACUAGCGAUCCUUCCAAUAGGAAAGUUAAUGGCUGCAACGCUGCCGGAGAAAACAAUAACGGUGCCGAUGACUGGAUGGUCAUUCUCAUUGAACCCAGGACCAUUUAACAUGAAAGAGCAUGUUCUUAUUACCAUUUUUGCUAGCGUUGGAAGUGGUGGCGUUUAUGCUCUCCAUAUUGUCACCAUUGUCAAAGUUUUCUAUAAGAAGGAAAUCCAACCCAUUCUUGCCAUCUUGCUAACCCUAACCACUCAGAUGCUUGGAUAUGGUUGGGCUGGUCUUUUCAGGAAGUUCCUUGUCGAUUCACCCUACAUGUGGUGGCCAGCCACCCUCGUCCAGGUGUCUAUGUUCAGGGCUCUACAUGAGACGGAAAAAAGGUUAAAGGGUGGUUUGACAAGGCUUCAAUUCUUCCUCAUAGCUCUUGGCUCAAGCUUUGCUUACUCUGUUAUCCCAACUUAUUUCUUCCCAUCAUUAACUGCACUCUCUUUCAUUUGUUGGAUAUGGCCCAAGUCAGUCACAGCCCACCAAAUCGGUGGAGGGGUACAAGGUCUGGGCCUCCUAUCAUUUGGACUCGACUGGAAUGUGGUUUCAUCCUUUUUGACAAGCCCAUUAGCCUUCCCAGCCUUCUCCAUAAUCUGUGCUCUUGCGGGUGCCUUCCUCUCACUUUAUGUUUUAGUCCCCAUCACUUACUGGUCCAAUGCCUUUGAGUCCAAGCGGUUUCCAAUCUUCUCAAGCCGCACAUUUGAUCAUUCUGGAAAUCGCUACAAUGUCACUCGGAUCUUGGACCAGAAGACUUUCACUUUCGAUCAACAAGCCUAUGAUAGCUACAUAAUUUUGAAGUUAAUUUCAUUUCACAGAUCAAUUUGGCAACAAAUGAAGUCAAGCAUACAAAAUAAGUCUGGAGAUGUCUACAACAGGAUAAUGAAGAAUUAUGAUUCAGUCCCACAAUGGUGGUUUUAUACAAUCUUUGUGGUAGUGCUUGCACUUGCUAUUUUUGCUUGUGAAGGUUUUGGUGGAAAACUACAACUUCCUUUCUGGGGUGUUCUAUUAGCCAUCUCUUUGGGUGUAGUUUUUACAUUACCCAUUGGUAUAAUAACAGCAACAACAAACCAACAACCUGGGUUGAAUGUGAUCACAGAGCUAAUUAUUGGUUAUCUUUAUCCGGGGAGACCCAUUGCCAAUGUUGCUUUCAAGACAUAUGGUUACAUAAGUAUGGUGCAAUCAAUUUUUUUCCUUUCAGAUUUAAAGCUGGGACACUACAUGAAGAUCCCUCCUAAGUCCAUGUUCUUAGUUCAGAUGGUAGGGACAUUGAUCAACAACAUGGUCACAUUUGGGACAGCUUGGUGGCUUCUUACUACUGUGGAGAACAUUUGUGAUGUUACCCAAUUGCCAAAAGGAAGUCCAUGGACAUGCCCAGGUGAUAAUGUCUUCUACAGUGCUUCAAUUAUAUGGGGUGUGGUUGGUCCACUUCGCAUGUUUGGAAAGCUUGGUGUCUAUGCAAAGUUGAAUUGGUUUUUCCUGGUUGGUUUGAUUUCACCAGUGCCAAUCUGGUGGUUAAGUCGUAAGUUUCCACAACACAAAUGGAUUAAACUCAUCCACAUGCCCCUCAUCUUCUACAAUGCUUCUGCCUUUCCAGAGGUUAAGGCUGUUAACUAUUGGACUUGGGGUGUAGUUGGCAUCUUCUUCAAUGUUUAUGUGUAUAGAAGGUACAAAGGAUGGUGGGCUAGGCACAAUUAUGUUCUCUCAGCAGCUUUAGAUGCAGGGGUUGCUUUCUUGGCUCUCCUUGUCUAUUUCUCUCUCCAAAUGAAUGAUAUCUUUGGUCCAGAUUGGUGGGGUGCAGAUGAAGGAGAUCAUUGCAUUUUAGCAAAUUGCCCUACUGAUCCAAGUAUUUUGGUUGAUGGCUGCCCAGUUGUGUCAUAAGAUUAUUACUUUCUUUCUUUUAAUUGUGUUUGUGUAUAAAAUAUUAUCUAUU